Oncorhynchus keta (chum salmon) is the source of this 10675-nucleotide messenger RNA. It is a transcript of the gene dip2a, whose product is annotated as disco-interacting protein 2 homolog A. The record is from RefSeq and is a predicted model, not a curated record. Bases 560 to 5287 code for a protein of 1575 amino acids. Gene Ontology annotation, cellular component: cell surface. Lineage: Eukaryota; Metazoa; Chordata; Actinopteri; Salmoniformes; Salmonidae. The transcript is spliced from 37 exons.
ACUUUGGUGUCAGCAGCUCAUCUGGUGUCAAUCAGUCUGAUUUCUCAGAGGUUUUGUCCAAGAAGUCCUGUCGACUGUCUGUGAUGUUAUUCCCCCCCUCUCCAUGGUUUUACAUGUGAUGCAGCAACAAUGUGUAGCCAAUAUGCAAAACGUCCCGGUAUGUAGGUGAGCAUGCAUGUUCCCAUGACGCGCCAGACACCGUGAACGUGCUUCGGGCUGCUGUUACUAUAAUGCAAUGGCGGCGGUGCUGUGCACCAGAGAUGGAUGAGUUACCGGUUCAAAUCCGCUCGACGCAGACACCGUGGAUUAGGAAACACACCUCUGUCCAGAUCAACCGAAUUCGUAACUGUUUGGUGAUUUAGCCUCAACGUCACUUUAGGAAUGUGUCUAGCAGGGUUAGCUAACGAGCUAAUGCCAGUCUGUGCCAGGGUGAUGUAGGGCUUUUCCGCACAUCUGUCUGCAGUAGCCACCACCCGCCUGCUAACGUUACACCAGGCAACCGGCUGAACAUCACUCCGUCCCUCGACGGGGAGUCUCGGCCCACUCGGACCGGAACAUCAUGGCUGAGAGGAAUUCUACCGGAUUACUAAUGAUGUUGGAACCGAGCCCGGCUAUCGCCAUGUCACUGCCGGUGGAGGUCCGGGAGAAGCUGGCGGAGUUGGAGCUGGAACUGUCGGAAGGGGACAUCACACAGAAGGGAUAUGAGAAGAAGAGAGCCAAGCUGCUGGCCCCCUACAUCCCUCAGAUACAAGGUGUAGAACCAUCUCUGCAGAAGGAGAACAGGAUCCAGAUGUCUCAGGCUGCUCCACCAGGAUCCAAACACAACAAGUCUCGGGCCACCAACACGCGGGAUGAACGUUUCAGAUCUGACCUGCAUACAGAAGCCGUUCACGCUGCCUUGGCCAAGUACAAAGAGCGGAAGAUGCCAAUGCCCUCCAAGAGACGCUCUGUUCUAGUUCAGUCCUCUGUAGAGGCAUGCACUCCCCCAGACACGUCCUCGGCAUCAGAAGACGAGGGUUCACUGCGUCGUGCGGGCCGGAUGGUGUCCUCCACGCCGUACCAGAACCACCCGGCGCCGAACGUAGAACACUGGUUUAACAGAGUCAUCCAGGGCUCCUCCACCUCCUCCUCUGCAUCCUCCACCUCAUCCCAUCCUGGAGGGAGUGUCCACGCUACUGCCGCCGUGCUGGCUGACCUCAUGGCAUACACCCAGAUAGAUAACCACGCUGCCCCCCCAGACGUGACUGGCCUAUUGGAACACUCGCUGCAUGUGGACAGAGACAGACCCCCGGUGGCGUCGGUGAAGGUGGUCCCCAGGGGGUACAACCACUCCGGCGUCAUGGAAACCGCUGAUGGUGUCCCAGUGAACAGCAGAGUGUCCUAUAAGAUCCAGCAGCUUCUCAACACUCUGAAGAGACCUAAGAGACCGUCACUUAGAGAGUUCUUCAUUGAUGACUUCGAGGAGCUUGUAGAUGUUCAGCAGCCGGACCCUAACCAGCCCAAGGCGGAGGGGAACCAGAUGUCCCCUCUAGCAGGCGAGCCUCUGGGUGUAGUGACCAACUGGCCUCCCUCCCUGCUGGCCUCCCUCCAGCGCUGGGGCAUCACCCAGCCCAGGAGCCCCUGUCUCACUGCCCUGGACAACGCUGGUAAACCAGUGUACACUCUUACCUACGGCAAGCUGUGGACACGCAGCCAGAAACUGGCCUUCACGCUUCUGAACAAACUGAGCACUAGGAACGAGCCACUACUGCUGCCUGGAGAUAGAGUUGCUCUAGUGUUCCCCAACAGUGACCCUGUGAUGUUUAUGGUGGCAUUCUAUGGAUGUCUGCUGGCAGAGCUGAUCCCUGUGCCCAUUGAGGUGCCCCUCACCAGGAAGGAUGCAGGCAGCCAGCAGAUAGGUUUCCUGUUGGGCAGCUGUGGGGUGACUCUUGCUCUGACUACUGAUGCCUGUCAGAAGGGCUUGCCUAAAGCACAGACUGGAGAGGUGGUCACGUUUAAAGGCUGGCCACGGUUGCUGUGGUUCGUAACAGAUGGGAAGCACGUUGUAAAGCCGCCCAAAGACUGGCACCCCACCAUCAGGGAAGCUAACAAUGAGAUUGCCUAUAUAGAGUACAAGACCAGUAAGGAGGGGAGCACAAUGGGUAUAACUGUCUCUCAUCCAGCCAUGCUAGCCCACUGUCACGCUCUCACACAGGCCUGUGGAUACACUGAGGCUGAGACCAUUUGCAACGUCCUGGACUUCAAGAGAGAUGCAGGCUUGUGGCACGGGGUUCUCACCAGUGUGAUGACCAGGAUGCACGUGAUCAGCAUCCCUUACUCCCUGAUGAAGGUCAACCCUCUCUCCUGGAUUCAGAAGGUCCACACUUACAAAGCACGCGUAGCUGUGGUGAAGUCCAGAGAUAUGCACUGGUCCCUGUUGGCCCAGAGAGACCAGAGAGACAUCAGCCUGAGCUCUCUGAGGAUGCUCAUUGUAACUGAUGGAGCUAACCCCUGGUCGAUAUCCUCGUGUGACGCCUUCCUGAACGUGUUCCAGGCACGUGGGCUACGUCCUGAAGUGAUCUGCCCAUGUGCCAGCUCUGCUGAGGGCAUGACGGUCGCCAUCCGAAGACCUCCGGAGUCGGGCGUCCCUCCACCAGGGAAGGCAGUUCUGUCCAUGAGUGGUCUGAGCCACAGUGUGAUCCGGGUAGACACCGAGGAGAAGCUCUCUGUCCUCACAGUGCAGGACGUGGGCCAGGUCAUGCCAGGCGCGCUGGUGUGUGUGGUACGUGUGGAGGGAACUCCGUAUCUCUGCCAGACAGAUGAGGUGGGGGAGAUCUGUGUGAGUUCUGGGAGCACCGGCGUGGCAUACUACGGCCUCCCGGGCAUGACCAAGAACACCUUCCAGACCAUCCCAGUAAGAGCGUCAGGAGGUCCCAUCAGUGGCAGACCCUUCACCAGGACGUCACUACUGGGCUUUGUAGGACCUGACAACCUAGUGUUUAUCGUGGGUAGAAUGGACGGGCUGAUGACGGUGUGUGGGCGGAGACACAACGCUGAUGAUGUGGUUGCCACGGCGCUGGCAGUGGAGCCCAUGAAGUUUGUCUACAGGGGGAGGAUAGCAGUGUUCUCCGUCUCGGUUCUCCAUGAUGAGCGUAUUGUAGUGGUGGCAGAACAGAGACCAGAUGCUUCAGAGGAGGGCAGCUUCCAGUGGAUGAGCCGCGUUCUACAGGCUAUAGACAGUAUUCACCAGGUGGGGGUGUACUGUCUAGCUCUGGUCCCUGCCAACACAAUGCCCAAGGCUCCGCUGGGGGGGAUCCAUAUCUCAGAGACCAAACAGAGGUUUCUGGAAGGAGCUCUCCACCCCUGCAACGUCCUCAUGUGUCCUCACAGCUGUGUUACCAACCUGCCCAAACCACGGCAGAAACAACCAGAGGUGGGUCCUGCCUCUAUGAUCGUGGGGAACCUGGUAGCAGGGAAGAGGAUUGCUCAGGCCUGUGGGAGAGACGUGGCUCAACUAGAGGACAAUGACCAGGCACGUAAGUUCCUGUACAUGCAGGAUGUUCUCCAGUGGAGAGCCCAGGCCACACCUGACCAUCCCCUGUUCCUGGUGCUCAACGCCAAGGGCACAGUGUCCAGCACUGCUUCCUGUCUGCAGCUGCAAAAGCGGGCGGAGCGUGUUGCCAUGGCACUGAUAGAGAAGGGACGCCUCAACCCCGGAGAUCACGUAGCACUGGUUUACCCUCCAGGUAUUGACCUGAUCGCUACGUUCUAUGGGUGUCUGUACGCUGGCUGUGUUCCUGUCACCGUCAGACCCCCUCAUCCUCAGAACCUGGCCACCACCCUGCCCACCGUCAAGAUGAUUGUAGAGGUCAGUAAAUCGGUGUGUAUCCUGACCACCCAAGCAAUAAUGAAGCUGUUGAAGUCCAAAGAGGCUGCGGCUGCUGUGGACGUCAAGUCAUGGCCAAUGGUACUGGACACAGAUGACCUCCCCAGGACGAAGAGGCUUCAGAUCUACAAACCUCCCACCCCAGAGAUGCUGGCAUACCUGGACUUCAGUGUGUCCACCAUGGGCAUCCUGGCUGGAGUCAAGAUGUCCCAUGCUGCCACCAGUGCCUUGUGUCGCUCCAUCAAGCUGCAGUGUGAGCUGUACCCGUCCCGCCAGAUAGCCAUCUGUCUGGACCCCUACUGCGGCCUGGGCUUCGCUCUCUGGUGCCUCAGCAGUGUAUACUCUGGCCACCAGUCGAUCCUGGUUCCUCCUCUAGAGUUGGACAGUAAUGUUUCUCUGUGGUUGUCAGCUGUCAGCCAGUAUAAAGUCAGAAUCACAUUCUGCUCCUACUCUGUCAUGGAGAUGUGUACCAAGGGCCUGGGGACACAGACUGAGACACUACGGUUGCGUAACAUAAACCUGUCGUGUGUUAGGACCUGUAUGGUUGUAGCAGAGGAGCGUCCUCGUAUCACUCUGACCCAGUCCUUCUCUAAGAUCUUUAAAGACCUGGGUUUGUCUCCUCGAGCCGUCAGCACCACCUUCGGCUGCAGGGUCAACAUGGCCGUCUGUCUGCAGGGUACGUCAGGACCAGACCCUACCACAGUCUACCUGGACAUGAGAGCUCUGAGACAUGAAAGGGUUCGUAUGGUAGAGAGAGGCUCUCCACACAGUCUGUCUCUCAUGGAGUCUGGCAAGAUCCUUCCUGGGGUGAAGGUGGUUAUCGCCAACACAGAGACCAAAGGACCUCUAGGAGACUCCCACCUGGGAGAGGUGUGGGUGAGCAGCCCCCACAAUGCAACAGGUUACUACACGGUGUAUGGAGAGGAUGCUCUGCAUGCGGACCACUUCAACACCAAGCUGAGCUUUGGAGACACGCAGACGGUCUGGGCCAGAACAGGAUACCUGGGUUUCCUACGACGCACUGAGCUCACCGACGCCAGCGGAGAACGUCAUGAUGCUCUCUAUGUGGUGGGGUCUCUGGAUGAGACAUUGGAGCUGAGAGGGAUGAGGUAUCAUCCCAUCGACAUCGAGACAUCCGUUAUCCGCUCACACAAGAGCAUCGCUGAAUGUGCUGUGUUCACGUGGACCAACCUCCUGGUGGUAGUAGUGGAGCUGUCUGGAUCAGAGCAGGAGGCUCUGGACCUAGUUCCCCUGGUGACUAACGUGGUUCUGGAGGACCACUACCUGAUAGUGGGUGUAGUGGUGGUGGUGGAUCCAGGGGUUAUACCUAUCAACUCAAGAGGAGAGAAACAGAGGAUGCACCUACGGGAUGGCUUCCUGGCUGACCAGCUGGACCCCAUUUAUGUGGCCUACAAUAUGUAAACAACAACAUGUCAACAAGAUGUAAACACCUGGACCCCGUCUAUGUAACGUGUAAACAGAGGAGGAGGAGGAGGGAGAGCCGCUCAGAGAAUGAGAAAUGGACUAUGGACCACACAGCAGAAAUGGACUAUGGACCACACAGCAGAAAUGGACUAUGGACCACACAGCAGAAAUGGACUAUGGACCACACAGCAGAAAUGGACUAUGGACCACACAGCAGAAAUGGACCAUGGACCACACAGCAGAAACCUCUUGGUGUCUCUUUCUCCCUGUUUGAGUCCCAGCAGAAUAGUGGUGGGGCUGUACAGUCAGAAUAGUGAUGGUGUUGGUGGGGCUGUACAGUCAGAAUAGUGAUGGGUCUUGGUGGGGCUGUACAGUCAGAAUAGUGAUGGUCUUGGUGGGGCUGUACAGUCAGAAUAGUGAUGGGUCUUUGUGGGGCUGUACAGUCAGAAUAGUGAUGGUCUUGGUGGGGCUGUACAGUCAGAAUAGUGAUGGGUCUUGGUGGGGCUGUACAGUCAGAAUAGUGAUGGGUCUUGGUGGGGCUGUACAGUCAGAAUAGUGAUGGGUCUUGGUGGGGCUGUACAGUCAGAAUAGUGAUGGUCUUGGUGGGGCUCUACAGUCAGAAUAGUGAUGGGUCUUGGUGGGGCUGUACAGUCAGAAUAGUGAUGGGUCUUGGUGGGGCUGUACAGUCAGAAUAGUGAUGGGUCUUGGUGGGGCUGUACAGUCAGAAUAGUGAUGGGUCUUGUUGGGGCUGUACAGUCAGAAUAGUGAUGGUCUUGGUGGGGCUGUACAGUCAGAAUAGUGAUGGGUCUUGUUGGGGCUGUACAUUCAGAAUAGUGAUGGUCUUGGUGGGGCUGUACAGUCAGAAUAGUGAUGGGUCUUGGUGGGGCUGUACAGUCAGAAUAGUGAUGGUCUUGGUGGGGCUGUACAGUCAGAAUAGUGAUGGGUCUUGGUGGGGCUGUACAGUCAGAAUAGUGAUGGUCUUGGUGGGGCUGUACAGUCAGAAUAGUGAUGGUCUUGGUGGGGCUGUACAGUCAGAAUAGUGAUGGUCUUGGUGGGGCUGUACAUUCAGAAUAGUGAUGGGUCUUGGUGGGGCUGUACAGUCAGAAUAGUGAUGGGUCUUGGUGGGGCUGUACAGUCAGAAUAGUGAUGGUCUUGGUGGGGAUGUACAGUCAGAAUAGUGAUGGGUCUUGGUGGGGCUGUACAGUCAGAAUAGUGAUGGUCUUGGUGGGGCUGUACAGUCAGAAUAGUGAUGGGUCUUUGUGGGGCUGUACAGUCAGAAUAGUGAUGGUCUUGGUGGGGCUGUACAGUCAGAAUAGUGAUGGGUCUUGGUGGGGCUGUACAGUCAGAAUAGUGAUGGGUCUUGGUGGGGCUGUACAGUCAGAAUAGUGAUGGGUCUUGGUGGGGCUGUACAGUCAGAAUAGUGAUGGGUCUUGGUGGGGCUGUACAGUCAGAAUAGUGAUGGUCUUGGUGGGGCUCUACAGUCAGAAUAGUGAUGGGUCUUGGUGGGGCUGUACAGUCAGAAUAGUGAUGGUCUUGGUGGGGCUGUACAGUCAGAAUAGUGAUGGGUCUUGGUGGGGCUGUACAGUCAGAAUAGUGAUGGGUCUUGUUGGGGCUGUACAGUCAGAAUAGUGAUGGUCUUGGUGGGGCUGUACAGUCAGAAUAGUGAUGGGUCUUGUUGGGGCUGUACAUUCAGAAUAGUGAUGGUCUUGGUGGGGCUGUACAGUCAGAAUAGUGAUGGGUCUUGGUGGGGCUGUACAGUCAGAAUAGUGAUGGUCUUGGUGGGGCUGUACAGUCAGAAUAGUGAUGGGUCUUGGUGGGGCUGUACAGUCAGAAUAGUGAUGGUCUUGGUGGGGCUGUACAGUCAGAAUAGUGAUGGUCUUGGUGGGGCUGUACAGUCAGAAUAGUGAUGGGUCUUGGUGGGGCUGUACAGUCAGAAUAGUGAUGGGUCUUGGUGGGGCUGUACAGUCAGAAUAGUGAUGGGUCUUGGUGGGGCUGUACAGUCAGAAUAGUGAUGGGUCUUGGUGGGGCUGUACAGUCAGAAUAGUGAUGGUCUUGGUGGGGAUGUACAGUCAGAAUAGUGAUGGGUCUUGGUGGGGCUGUACAGUCAGAAUAGUGAUGGUCUUGGUGGGGCUGUACAGUCAGAAUAGUGAUGGGUCUUUGUGGGGCUGUACAGUCAGAAUAGUGAUGGUCUUGGUGGGGCUGUACAGUCAGAAUAGUGAUGGGUCUUGGUGGGGCUGUACAGUCAGAAUAGUGAUGGGUCUUGGUGGGGCUGUACAGUCAGAAUAGUGAUGGGUCUUGGUGGGGCUGUACAGUCAGAAUAGUGAUGGGUCUUGGUGGGGCUGUACAGUCAGAAUAGUGAUGGUCUUGGUGGGGCUCUACAGUCAGAAUAGUGAUGGGUCUUGGUGGGGCUGUACAGUCAGAAUAGUGAUGGUCUUGGUGGGGCUGUACAGUCAGAAUAGUGAUGGGUCUUGGUGGGGCUGUACAGUCAGAAUAGUGAUGGGUCUUGUUGGGGCUGUACAGUCAGAAUAGUGAUGGUCUUGGUGGGGCUGUACAGUCAGAAUAGUGAUGGGUCUUGUUGGGGCUGUACAUUCAGAAUAGUGAUGGUCUUGGUGGGGCUGUACAGUCAGAAUAGUGAUGGGUCUUGGUGGGGCUGUACAGUCAGAAUAGUGAUGGUCUUGGUGGGGCUGUACAGUCAGAAUAGUGAUGGGUCUUGGUGGGGCUGUACAGUCAGAAUAGUGAUGGUCUUGGUGGGGCUGUACAGUCAGAAUAGUGAUGGUCUUGGUGGGGCUGUACAGUCAGAAUAGUGAUGGGUCUUGGUGGGGCUGUACAGUCAGAAUAGUGAUGGGUCUUGGUGGGGCUGUACAGUCAGAAUAGUGAUGGGUCUUGGUGGGGCUGUACAGUCAGAAUAGUGAUGGGUCUUGGUGGGGCUGUACAGUCAGAAUAGUGAUGGGUCUUGGUGGGGCUGUACAGUCAGAAUAGUGAUGGUCUUGGUGGGGCUGUACAGUCAGAAUAGUGAUGGUCUUGGUGGGGCUGUACAGUCAGACCAGGAAGGCAGGGGACUAGAUGGGACUGGAGGAGCAGGCAGGGGACUAGAUGGGACUGGAGGAGCAGGCAGGGGACUAGGUGGGACUGGAGGAGCAGGCAGGGGACUGGAGGAGCAGGCAGGGGGCUAGAUGGGACUGGAGGAGCAGGCAGGGGACUGGAGGAGCAGGCAGGGGGCUAGAUGGGACUGGAGGAGCAGCCUAAUGCCAACACUGUGGAGGAGAUGGAAGGGACUGAUUGUUCAUUCCAGCUGGGUUCCUUUAACAAUGUUACGUUACAAUUUUAUAUCAUACACUUAUUAGUACUUUAUGGCAUGAAGAGUUGAAGACACAUGUCCUCCUUGGUCUCAGCAGUCCAUUCCAAAAAUAACUGUUGAAACAGUCCAAAACAGAGAACUUUAACGUAUAAAAUAUGUCAGAUAUUAUUCCAACACUAAUUGUUUCAGACUUCAUGUAAUCAGUUGAUACUCUGGCAAAUAACAUCAUUGGAAUUUAACAUGAUCAACUUGCCACAUGUUUUAAAUAAGGCCUUAAGUAUUCCCAGAUGCCUGUUCCUGUCUGAUUUUACUUGUGUUGAUGUGAGGCAGCUGGUUGGCUGAGGAGGUCAGGUUGAAUGAUUCGCCCUUGUGCACGUCCCAAUAUCUCCUGAAGUGUGCGCUUGUUCACUACUUCCCACAAAUCUAAAAGCAUUGUAUUGGUGGAGGGAUGGUCUACUGGGAGUUUCCACCAUAUUUGUUAUACCAGUCAUUUCCUUUGUAAUCAGUGGAGGGAUGUGAACACGUUCACACUUUAAACAUUUGGAGCAUAGCCCUUCUCUCUGUGUGGCUGCAACAUGAAUACUCUUUCAUUGUUUGUAUCUAGUGGAAUCGGGAGGUAUUUUUGCUGAAGAUAUUAUGAAUAAAAAGCUCAUAGAUCACAUGGAGACAUGGGGUCUGAUGAGGGCCAGGCGGUGACAUAUUACAUGAUUCCCUCAGAAGACUUCUCUAAUGAGUGAGAGGUUCAUGUUGUUCUUCUACUGUCAUACCUGCUAUGUUAAGACCACUUCUCUGUAUCCAUAAUGCAUCAUGUUGGCCCAGGCAAUAGCCUGCUGUAAGUAUGUACAGAGUUAUGUAAGUUAAUAUUAUUGGGCCCCUGAUAGAGCCUCUUGCUCUGGGUACAUGGUUCAUGUGUGGGACGAUACUGAAUAUGUUUCAGAUGAACCUCCAGACUAACCACAUAUUAACAUGUUACUGUCUGAAGACAACAGAACAAAAGGAAAGAAGCCUUGUAAUAUGUAUUGUAUGAACACUGAGGACUGGCAACUGCAGGGAGGCAACACCCUGGGGACUGGCAACUGCAGGGAGGCAACCAAGCAACACCCUGGGGACUGGCUACUGCAGGGAGGCAACACCCUGGGGACUGGCAACUGCAGGGAGGCAACCAAGCAACACCCUGGGGACUGGCUACUGCAGGGAGGCAACCAAGCAACACCCUGGGGACUGGCAACUGCAGGGAGGCAACCAAGCAACACCCUGGGGACUGGCAACUGCAGGGAGGCAACCAAGCAACACCCUGGGGACUGGCUACUGCAGGGAGGCAACCAAGCAACACCCUGGGGACUGGCUACUGCAGGGAGGCAACCAAGCAACACCCUGGGGACUGGCUACUGCAGGGAGGCAACCAAGCAACACCUUGGGGACUGGCAACUGCAGGGAGGCAACCAAGCAACACCCUGGGGACUGGCUACUGCAGGGAGGCAACCAAGCAACACCCUGGGGACUGGCAACUGCAGGGAGGCAACCAAGCAACACCCUGGGGACUGGCAACUGCAGGGAGGCAACCAAGCAACACCCUGGAGACUGGCUACUGCAGGGAGACAACCAAGCAACACCCUGGGGACUGGCAACUGCAGGGAGGCAACCAAGCAACACCCUCCCUGGAGACUGGCUACUGCAGGGAGGCAACCAAGCAACACCCUGGAGACUGGCUACUGCAGGGAGACAACCAAGCAACACCCUCCCUGGAGACUGGCUACUGCAGGGAGGCAACCAAGCAACACCCUGGAGACUGGCUACUGCAGGGAGGCAACCAAGCAACACCCUGGAGACUGGCUACUGCAGGGAGGCAACCAAGCAACACCCUGGAGACUGGCUACUGCAGGGAGACAACCAAGCAACACCUUGGGGACUGGCUACUGAAGAGCGACAACCAAACAACUUUCUGACAGACUGUUCUGAUGAAUGGUGACAUCUGUCAUCCUGGAGAUAUUUUGAGGACAUUCUGUUUGUGUAAAGAUUCAUGUGUCUAUGGUUUGUUUGUUAUUUUCACAACAUGCUUUCUUAAUAAAUACAAUACUUUUAUCACA